AUUGUAUCUCUUGUUGAACCAACCUCUAAAGAUUCUGUUUUUUUUUGUGGUAAAGUUUGGUUCUUUAUAUCUCAAAUCGAGUUCUUGUUCGAAGAAAGAUGUGGUGGAUGAUGGGAGAAAACGGUGGUCACUACUGUUCUAAAAAGUCCGAUGAUUUAUGUGGAACUCAGGAAUCAGAUCGAGGCUUUGGUAUUUCAAGACUCUGUUGUAUCUUGCGUGGUGUUGAUUUAAAAUCGAUUCUGUUUCUCUUAGUAAUCGUACCAAUGUGUGUUCUUGGUGUAUACAUUAACGCUCUCAAGAUUUCAUAUUUCUUGAGACCUUUAUGGGAAUCACCACCAAAACCAUUCCAUGAGAUACCGCAUUAUCACCACGAGAACGCUUCUAUGGAAUCUCUUUGUAAACUCCAUGGUUGGGGAAUUCGUGAGUACCCUCGUCGUGUCUAUGACGCUGUUUUGUUCAGUACUGAAGUUGAACUUCUCACGAUACGGUGGAAAGAACUGUAUCCAUAUGUUACUCAGUUUGUUCUGCUUGAGUCUAACUCGACUUUCACCGGAUUACCAAAACCGCUUGUUUUCGCGGGGCAUAGGGAUGAGUUUAAGUUUAUUGAGCCACGGCUGACUUACGGGUCGAUUGGAGGAAGGUUUAAGAAAGGAGAGAAGAAUCCGUUUUACGAGGAGGCCUAUCAGAGAAUCGCAUUGGAUCAGCUUUUACGAAUUGCGGGUAUUACCGAUGAUGACUUGCUUAUUAUGUCUGAUGUUGAUGAGAUCCCGAGCAGACAUACGAUAAAUCUUCUCCGUUGGUGUGAUGACAUACCGAAAAUCCUUCAUCUUAGACUGAAGAAUUACUUGUACUCGUUUGAGUUCCCGGUCGAUGAUAAGAGUUGGAGAGCAUCAGUUCAUAGGUACCAGACUGGUAAAACGAGGUAUGCGCAUUAUAGGCAGUCUGAUGUGAUCUUGGCGGAUUCAGGGUGGCAUUGCAGCUUCUGUUUCAGACGGAUAAGCGAGUUUGUGUUCAAAAUGAAAGCUUAUAGUCAUUACGAUAGAGUGAGAUUCGGGCAUUACUUGAACCCGAAAAGGGUUCAAAGAGUUAUAUGCAACGGAGCGGAUCUCUUCGAUAUGAUUCCCGAGGAAUACACGUUUAAAGACAUUAUCGGUAAAAUGGGUCCGAUCCCGCAUUCUUAUUCCGCGGUUCAUCUUCCCGCAUACCUACUGGAGAAUGCAGAGAAGUACAAGUUUCUUCUUCCGGGGAACUGCUUGAGAGAUGAGGAAUGAAUUGGUUAUUGUAACUAAUAUGAUAUGGAACACUACUACUAACUCAUGAUUAUUAAUUCUUUGGUGAAUUAUUUUUUGAAAGAGUUCAUGGCGAUUUUAUUGGUUACUU
This is a messenger RNA of Arabidopsis arenosa, 1380 nucleotides long. NCBI's taxonomy places the organism in Eukaryota, Viridiplantae, Streptophyta, Magnoliopsida, Brassicales, Brassicaceae. The record is from the annotation of a GenBank genome assembly.